Messenger RNA from Nestor notabilis (Kea), 1213 nucleotides. RefSeq names its product ephrin type-A receptor 1-like. The transcript is spliced from 4 exons. Gene Ontology annotation, biological process: cell surface receptor protein tyrosine kinase signaling pathway; protein phosphorylation; axon guidance. Gene Ontology annotation, molecular function: ATP binding; protein binding; transmembrane-ephrin receptor activity. The record is from RefSeq and is a predicted model, not a curated record. The annotation marks the transcript as partial. NCBI's taxonomy places the organism in Eukaryota, Metazoa, Chordata, Aves, Psittaciformes, Psittacidae. Gene Ontology annotation, cellular component: membrane; neuron projection.
AUGGCACGGCUAUCGGUCUGUUACACGCUGUCACAGCCUGCAGAGCAACGUGGCCCGCUGCCACUCAGUUCAGACCUAGGAAAUCCUCCUGAAUACCUCUGGCGAGGACAGCUGAGCGGCUCCAGCCGCAUUACCGCGGGGCAAUGGACCGAGCAGCCCCCAUCGCAGCGCUGGGCUGUUUUCAUCUCUAGCAGCCGGGGCCCGCAGCGCGGCGGCGGAAGCAUGAGCGGGGACGGUGGCGAGGGCUGCCCAGGAGGUGGCAAUCGGGAGCCUCGUACGAGAGUGGAGCAAAGGUGGAGGGAGGCUCCCAAGAAAAGGUGGCUGCCUUUAAGUCGAAGCACAAAUGCCUCUGCGUAUCCAGUGAUCCAGGAGAAUUCUGUCUCUGCCUUAAACACAAGUGUUGCAGAUAACAAGUUUAAACACAAACUCGGAAAGCUCCCCCCACCUCCCGCCGCCAACACCCCACAGUUUCCUCAGGAAGCCUUCUUAGGAAUUAACCCUUGUGAGCAAGAGGACAGUCAUUUUUGCAGAGGCUUGGAAGAGCAGUGGAGUGAAGUGCAGCAGAUGAUAAAUGGCACCCCGGUCUAUAUGUACCAGGACUGCAGUGUGCUUUCCGAGGGUGACACUGAUCACUGGCUUCGCACCAACUGGAUUUAUCGGGGUGAGGCAGCCUCGCGCAUUUACGUGGAGCUGAAGUUUACUGUGCGGGACUGCAAGAGCUUCAAAGGUGAAGUGGUAACCUGCAAAGAGACCUUCAAUCUCUAUUACAUGGAGUCUGAACAAGAUGUCGGGAUCCAGUUCCGCCGCCCGCUGUUCAUCAAGCUCAACACUGUGGCAGCAGACCGAAGUUUCACCAGCAGAGACAUUGAAUCGGGUGCCAUGCAGCUGAACACAGAAGUGUGCCCCAUUGGGAAGCUGUCUCGCCGGGGCUUCUAUUUGGCUUUCCAGAACUCCGGGGCUUGCGUAGCCAUGGUGUCUGUCCGGGUGUAUUACAAGACUUGCCCAGAGGCUGUGCGGGGCCUGGCCCGUUUUCCAGAGACGUUAGCAGGCUCAGAAGGGCUGACAGAAGUACCCGGGGUCUGCGUGGAGUAUGCAUCUGAAGAAGAGGGCUCCCCUCCCCGUAUGCAUUGCAGCACUGAUGGCGAGUGGCUGGUACCAAUGGGCCGAUGCCUUUGUGCUGUGGGGUUUGAGGAAGUCGAUGGGAGCUGCAUAG